Verticillium nonalfalfae is the source of this 378-nucleotide messenger RNA. It is a transcript of the gene NTF2, whose product is annotated as Nuclear transport factor 2. The transcript has 5 exons. The record is from RefSeq and is a predicted model, not a curated record. Gene Ontology annotation, biological process: protein import into nucleus. Lineage: Eukaryota; Fungi; Ascomycota; Sordariomycetes; Glomerellales; Plectosphaerellaceae. The coding region runs from base 1 to 378 and encodes 125 amino acids. Gene Ontology annotation, cellular component: nuclear pore central transport channel.
AUGUCAACUCCCAACUUCGAAGAGGUCGCGAAGCAAUUCGUCGAGUUCUACUACAACCAGUUUGAUUCUGAUCGCAAGGGACUGACCAGCCUCUACCGCGAGCAGUCCAUGCUCACCUUUGAGAGCAGUUCCGUUCUGGGUGCCACCCCCAUCACCGAGAAGCUUUCCUCGUUGCCUUUCGAGAAGGUGAAGCACCAGGUUUCUACUCUUGACUCCCAGCCCACCGUUGAGGGCGGUAUCAUCAUUCUCAUUACCGGCCAACUUCUUGUGGAUGAGGAGCAGCGCCCCAUGAACUUUUCUCAGACCUUCCAGCUCAUGCGGGACCCUUCGGGCAACUACUUUGUCUUUAACGACAUCUUCAAGCUGGUGUUUGGCUAA